GUAUUACGUAUGACAACCGUAAGCGUAAAAACUGAGCUAGUGAACUUUUCUGAUUAAGUGAUUUUCUAUACUGAAGGUGGGUGUUGUGUUUCACAAACUUUAGUGGUAAAUUAAUAAAGCUAUUUACUGUGGUUACGUUGCAUGUUUUUGGAGGACCAUAAAUAAUGGUGAAAAUAGGGCUGCAGAUCAAGGCGAAUUUGGACCACGUUGAGGAACUGUACACGAACCACCCCAAUUAUACAUUUUUGCUCAAAUUAAAAUGCCUAAAUUGCGGCGAAACUUCGGAUAAAUGGCAUGGAAUUACCGAAUCUGAAACAUUCCCCACAAAAAUGGGAAAAACUGAGACUCAUUACCUGGCAAAGUGUAAAUUGUGUGGUCGGGAAAACAGUUUGGAUAUUAUUGAAGGCACUAACGGUAAAUACACAAACGAGGACCAAGACAAGUUUAAAACCAUCGUGGUUUUUGACUGUCGGGGUAUAGAGCCUGUUGAGUUCACCCCAGGUGAGGGGUGGGUCGCCAAAAUCGAAGAAAGUGGCAAAGUCUUCAACGACGUUGAUUUGAAUGACGCAGAAUGGGUUGAGUAUGACGAUAAGAUUAAAGAAUCGGUUGGUAUUUACGACUUGCAGUCACAGUUUAUAAAAAUUAAAUAAAGCGUUUAAAGUAUA
Tribolium castaneum (red flour beetle) is the source of this 665-nucleotide messenger RNA. RefSeq lists its product as uncharacterized. The transcript has 3 exons. The coding region runs from base 165 to 650 and encodes 161 amino acids. NCBI's taxonomy places the organism in Eukaryota, Metazoa, Arthropoda, Insecta, Coleoptera, Tenebrionidae. Gene Ontology annotation, molecular function: zinc ion binding. The record is from RefSeq and is a predicted model, not a curated record.